AUGACAGCUGGCUACAUUGUUGGCUCACUGGUCGGAUCCUUUGCCAUUGCAUACCUGUGUGACACAUUUGUUUCUGACAAGAAGGCAUUUGGAGGUUCCACCCCCAAGACUGUUUCUGAGAAGGAGUGGUGGCAGGCCACAGACACCAAGUUCCAGGCCUGGCCUCGCACUGCUGGGCCACCGGUUGUCAUGAACCCCAUCAGCCGCCAGAACUUCAUCGUCAAGUCCACUGAGUAG
Molecule: messenger RNA, 237 nt
Organism: Miscanthus lutarioriparius
Lineage: Eukaryota; Viridiplantae; Streptophyta; Magnoliopsida; Poales; Poaceae
Source: the annotation of a GenBank genome assembly